Messenger RNA from Pochonia chlamydosporia 170, 3015 nucleotides. RefSeq names its product DNA mismatch repair protein PMS1. Gene Ontology annotation, cellular component: MutLalpha complex. Bases 1 to 3015 code for a protein of 1004 amino acids. The record is from RefSeq and is a predicted model, not a curated record. Gene Ontology annotation, biological process: mismatch repair. NCBI's taxonomy places the organism in Eukaryota, Fungi, Ascomycota, Sordariomycetes, Hypocreales, Clavicipitaceae. Gene Ontology annotation, molecular function: ATP hydrolysis activity; ATP-dependent DNA damage sensor activity; mismatched DNA binding. The transcript is spliced from 3 exons.
AUGGCAGCUGCAAUCAAGCCCAUCGACGGACGAAGUAUUCAUUUGAUACAGUCUGGCCAGGUCAUUGUAGACCUAUGCUCAGUCGUGAAAGAGCUAGUGGAAAACAGUGUUGAUGCUGGUGCCACGAUUAUUGAUGUGCGGUUCAAAAACCAAGGCCUCGACUUGAUCGAGGUUCAAGACAAUGGCUCGGGUAUAUCUCCGGCAAACUAUCCGUCAAUCGCGCUGAAACACCAUACUUCCAAACUAUCUUCUUACUCCGAUAUUGCAUCUUUGCAGACUUUUGGAUUUCGAGGUGAAGCCCUGGCAUCCUUAUGUGCGCUAUCGUCGGUAACCAUCACCACCUGUCUUGAAUCUGAGAUUCCCAAGGGCUCCAAGCUUGGCUUCGAGCUCUCGGGCAAGCUCUCAAGCACAACAAUGGUACCAUCUCAGAAAGGAACUACAGUAUCGGUUGAGAAUCUGUUUCACAACUUGCCUGUGCGUCGCCGGGAGCUACAGCGCAACGUUAAGAGAGAGUGGCAUAAAGUCAUUGCCCUACUCAAUCAGUAUGCUUGUAUACUGACCAAUCUUAAAUUUUCCGUCUCUCAGCAACCCAGCAAAGGCAAGCGCGUCCUGCUCUUCUCCACCAAAAGCAACCCCACGACUCGCGAAAACAUCAUCAACAUAUUCGGCUCCAAAACCAUGUCCUCCCUGGUUUCCUUAGACUUACUACUGGAAAUGAAACCAUCGAAAGGCGGUACGGAUCUGCAAGGGUGCCAUCGGGUCGGUCGAGAAUCCCAAACGGUGCGAAUUCUCGGUCAUGUUUCACGCCCGAUUCACGGCGACGGCAGGCAAACACCGGAUCGACAGAUGUUUUUCGUCAAUGGACGACCCUCUGGGUUGCCUCAGUUCGCCAAGGCAUUCAACGACGUUUACAAGACUUAUAAUUCCUCCCAGGCGCCAUUCAUAUUCGCCAAUAUCCAGCUCGACACAAACAUGUAUGAUGUGAAUGUUAGUCCUGAUAAACGAAGUAUUCUCCUUCACGACCAAGGCAUAUUGCUUGACCGCCUGCGUUCAUCGCUGGUAAAAUUGUUUGACAGCUAUGAGUAUCAACUUCCUGCAGCCCAUGUUCAAACUAAAGAGUCAUCGAACCGCCCCUCUUCCAUAGACGCUGAUGGGCACUGGGCGACACCUGAACAACACUCUCUACAAACCCAGGAGCCUAGGGUGUCCAUGACCUCAGCCUGUGAUUCAGAUGAUGACACUGCAUCUGAAUCUGGCUCGGCGACAACAAGUUUGUCAAAGGAAACAGUACAUGCUGCGUUGACCAGUUCAAGAAGAAGGGCUACUACGAAAAUCGGACCAGGCUCGCUUUCCAAAUGGCUAAGACAUGAUGUAAACCGAGCACCUCUUUUAGAUUCUACAGAUCGAAAUGAGGAUGUUGAAUCCGAGAAAUCUAUUUGCGACUCUGGUAGUUCAGGGUUAUCAUUGAACGAUGCAGAUGGAACAAUUAAGCUGCCACAAAACGUUGACCAGUGCUCUGACACGACGUUGGGUAACGCAACAGAGGCGAACAUCAGAACAAGCCGCCAUCAACCCGGCGAGGCUGUGCCCAAUGCUCAAAUUCUAACAUUAGCGUCUCAAAAUAUCUCGUCUGACAUAUCACCUCUAUCGUCUGAUGAGCCAAGUGGACGUGGCUCCUGGCCGCUCCGACAGAAGCGCUUGGUGCCUGGGGCAACUGCACCACAAUCUUCCGUGGGAUCCUACAGUCCUCAUCUCUCCAGAUUGAAGCAAAUUAGUGAACCGCCUGAUGUCGACAGAUCUCACAAUGAGGAAGCUCGGCGGAGCUUUUCCUCCGAAUUCGACGAUAAUCUAGAUGAUGACUUCGAUGACGAGACUUUUGAGAACGCGCCGCUAUCAUCGGAUGGACCUGGAACUUUUCACGAGACCUGGUCUGGAGACAAUACGAAGAACCUGAUUGAAGCUUGUCGAAAUACUCUCGGUGCUGGCGACCCGCGGAAAGAUAAUAAAAGCUGCAAUGACCAAUCCAUUUCGGAUGUGGAUGAGCAUGGUGGAAUCAGAAGAGCUAAGAGCAGCAACCCACACAUUGAUUCAGCUGGCAGUCGAAUUAAAGCUCUGGGGAUUGGCCCUGGCAAGAAGACCUCGACGGUUCAAGCUUUGCAUGUAGUGCGAGUAACUGAAAUUGCACUGGCAACUCUUCUAAGCUGGAAGCUGCCAAACUCCGUUGACACUAUUUCAGGGCCGUUUGAGGAGAAAGUCCAAGAUAUUACCGCAUACGACGCCGAGUCAAAGCUACCCCUGAUUAUAGCAAAGAAUGACUUUGCCAAGAUGAGGAUAGUUGGGCAAUUCAACCUGGGCUUCAUAAUUGCAGUACGCCCGAAACCUCAUAACCGCGCAUUCGUAAACCCCAAGGCAGUUGACGCAGAUGAGCUGUUUAUAAUUGAUCAGCAUGCCUCAGACGAAAAGUUCAAUUUUGAAAGACUCCAGUCGACCACGGUAGUCCAGUCGCAGCGGUUAGUGCAACCGAAAAAACUUGAAUUGACCGCCCUUGAAGAAGAAAUUGUUCUUGACAACCUGCACGUCCUCGACGCCAAUGGCUUCAAAAUACAGGUGGACUCAACAGAACUUGCAUCCGUUGGCGCACGCUGCCAUUUGUUGGCAUUACCAUUAAGUCGUGAAACCACCUUCACUCUCAGUGAUCUUGAUGAACUGAUUGCGCUACUCGCCGAAGAGCCAUCAGGAUCACAACACAUACCUCGACCAUCAAGGGUGCGGAAAAUGUUCGCGAUGAGAGCAUGUCGAAGUAGCAUCAUGAUUGGCAAAGCUCUAACUUCCAGCCAAAUGUACUCAUUAGUAAGACAUAUGGGUGAGCUUGAUAAACCCUGGAACUGUCCUCAUGGUCGACCGACAAUGCGUCAUCUUUGCUCACUGCCGGCAUUGGACAGGGCCAUGUGGGCUGACGAUGUAUUGGGCAGUUCAACAAUGAAAUCAUGGCUCACAUACAGCAUGAGCCUGUAG